AUGGUCUCUGGUGGGUAUCCUGAGGAGGACGACGCGUGCGACUCCUCACCGGGGGACGCUUCUCAAAUCAAGGCAAACACUGAUAGUGGAGAAGCUGAUACGUGCGCGGGUCAGGAACCGACUCCUGUCAAGUGCGCGGGGCCAAGAGAUAUUUAUGAAGUGGAUGAGCUAGUUUUGAGGGAAGCUAUCGCCGAGGCGGGGUCGGCGGGCAAACACAACGCGCACGGCGUGGCUUCCUUCCACUUUUCGGGGCUCCUCGACCAGAGCCGCCAGCUGGUGAUGGCGUACAGCAACAGCAAGCGAAAACUAGAAGACGACGCCAGCACAGCUACGUCGGCAGUUCCAUCGGCGAUCACGGAUGUGGCUCCGCGGCUAAAGAUGCGAACUGAGAUCUGCCAGAGGAAACGGCGGGAGAUCCCCAAGGGAGGGGUCGAGGACUGGCACUUGUCGGACGAGGAACGCUUCGUGCGCUGGCCCGGCGCGUACCUUGAGGCGGGAUCCUCGGUUGGAGUCAGACUGUCGCUAGCGAGGCCUCUCCGCACUCUGGAGGAGGGCUCAGCGGAGCGCACCGGGCCGGCAACAGAGGAGCCCAGGCCGUUUUCGCGGGCGGUUUUUGUUAUGGAGUACGAGGAGGGGGGGGCUCUCACAAGAGAUGUUACGGCGGCGAUGGACCACAUCAACGGCCGCGCCUUGAACAACAUUCAGGGCUCGUUACGGGCGUACGUUCUCUCUCCAGAGGAGAAGCAAGCGGCAAAUGACGGCGCUCUGGACAUCGUGUGCGGUUUCAUGAUCAUCGACGAAGACAGUCGCACGAUGGUGCUAGAGGGGUUAUCUGGGCCCCAAGGAGGACUCACUGCACUCUUGAAAAAGGUGGGGCGCACCAGGCCAAACGGGCAGGCGUAUCGAGCGCUGGAGAACCCUGAAGUGAGGUUCUCAAGGCGGAUGUACACCUGUUUCGAUGCUGACUUGAAGAAGGUGCGAUUGCGAGACCCGCUACCAACCCUCUGCCAGAACCCAGAAAUUUAUGACCGUUCCAAGGUCAGCGCCGACUGCUUCGACGCUCUCCACUGCCUACGGAUGCUUCGAAAGGUGGAUAGGUUACGGGAGGCCGCGGAACAGGGCCUUUUUCCCGAGGGUGCUCAACUUAUUCAGGUAGAGAGCAAGUACGGGGAGUCCGUGUCCGUCAAGGACAUCACUGGGCGGAACCCCGUCAAGAAGAGACGAGGAAACCCUGCCGCUGGAGACGGACCAGCUGUAGAAUCCACUCCCACCGUCUCCACAAACGCAGAAAACGCCGCCACCGUGCCCGGCGUAGCAGGAGGGGAAGGCGAGGGUAACCUAAGUAUGGGCAAGCAAGCGCCGGCCAGGCGGAAGGCCCCGACAGAUUCUACAAACCUAGCCUUCGAGGAAUGGCUGAGGGGUAGGCGACCGAGGGACUUCUUGGCGGAACAGGACGAGAUCUUGGCGAAGAAUCAUGACAGUUUCGUAGAGAGACAGAGGCGAAAAGACGAGGAGCGCAGGGGGGAGACAGUGCGCACGGAGUGGUGCUACGGCCCUCAGAAACUGAACUAUGUCGAGCUGAAGAAGGCGGAGAUGAGAGAAAGGCUGGCAAAAGAGAAGGGCGCCACUUACACGUACAGCAUGGACUACGUGAGCCAGACCGUCAGUCUAGUGGACGAGUUCCGCGUUAAAGAAGACGAGGAGGCCGCUAGCAGAGCAGCGUGGAAAACGAAUCGAGGGUUUGUGUGGCCGUGCCCUCGAACGCGCCAAGAGCUCAUUACCCACCCUUCCAAGCCCAGCGAAAGUCGUAUAGACACGCUGAGGGAGCCGUGGAUCGAGAACGAACUCAACGGUGGCAUGAAAGAGCAAAUGGCAGGGGCAAGAGACGCAGGCGGGCCGCCGGAGCUGGCGUGGAGGCGGGAGUUCGAUACCGUCCCGUCGAACGGAAAGGCCGUGUUCGGAGGGCUGAAGCCUUCCAAGUACGAGCGACCGCUCGACACCAAUUUGAUCGGUAGCCGUUCCCGGUUACCGAGAGGGCGUCACCAGCUGGACAAGGACCCCGAGUUCUUUCGAAGCGUUCACCUCGUGGGAGAGGGUCUGGCACGCGAGAAGGAGGAAGAAAAGCGGCGGACGGAGGAGCUGUGGCGAAGCAAGGUCGUCGUGGACGACACGGACUUUCGAGUGGGGAACCUCAACGUGCGUGACACGCCGCUCCAGACAGACCGUGCCAAGGACAUCCUGCACCCGCCAAUAAACAAGACCGCCUUCAAGAUCGUCCGGAACGCGCGCCUGCCGAGCGGAAAGUCGGCGCCCCUCCGCCCGGCUCCGGUAUCCGCCUUCAGCCUGGAACCGUUCGCAGAACCCGAGGACUUCACGGUGUCCAUUCGAGGGAACCACCAGGAGAGGUGGGCCGCCGCAGAUCCGGUCACCGGAGACAAGAAGGACUUUUUCUUGAGACUGCACGGGGACCGGAUGAAGGUCAAGUCGCACAAGGCAUGCGCACGAUUGAAGCACCCUCCACUGUCUCCGUCAGAGAUGAAGGGCCCUAGAUGGGAAACUUAUAGGAGAAAAGAGGGUGAAGACGUGGGGAAGGAUUUCGGAGGCGGAGGGUAGAGGGGGGGAUGGGGUGAAACAACAAAGUGAAAGUGCGGAGGAGGUAGGCAUUGGCGUUUUGGACGCAGACUCAUGCAGGCAUGUAUGAUGCUGUCUACAGGGGGAGGUCGAAGGGCUCUCCGAGAGGAGUCUGCACAAACAUUAACGUCUGAUACCCGAGGUAUCUCGAAAAAGCGCACACAAGUACAACUACGUGGUCCGUUUCUGGGUGUUAGGGUUGAGAUUGCUCCGGGAUCCUAACUGGAACAAAUGUAGGGUACACAUACAUUCGAGUACGUGGACAGGAACACACGGCGUUACUUCUUGGAUAAUUCACUUUGGUUCGAGUGAGGGGCGAUGGAAAACCCACUCUAACACCAAAGUGUCAGUCGGAAAAAAAGUCACGCCAAAAUUCCUUGGCGGGUAUACUCAAUCUUGGCACAACAAAAAAAAACGAAUCCACCACAAGGAAGGGGCCUCAGAAAAUUUCACGAGGAAAGCAGAACUAUGUAGCCCGCGAAUAGACGUCCUUCGCCAUCUUUACAUAACUACUUUGAACAACCUAAAUCCAGUACCUCUCUUCCGCACUCUUCCAACGCAAACAAACGGGUUCCGUGGCUACAUCCUUUUACAGUUCCAUUUCCUUCGAACUUGUCAUCCGUCAUGAGGGUAUUCGUGUCCCCGGAGACGCCAUGCGAAACAGUUUCUUCGGGGACGGGUUUUAGAAUGGCAGCUGAUGCCAUUGCGUUUGCUUUUACAUGGAUGCCGGGCAAAGCAGAAACAAUCGUCCUCAGCGUCAUAUGGCGACCAAUGGUGUCACACCCGUCUCCGCCCUAUAGUCCGCUCCAAGCCUCGAGCGUUGAUAACAACGGGCCUCAGGCAUAUCGAUGAUGUGCGCCCGACACAGAAACGUGAACAAGUUUGUUAAAACGCGUUCGUUCGCCCGCAAUCGGCGAAUAACGCAUGCUACUGUCAGUACCACUCUUGGCCUCGGUGCACCAGUCGAGCUCAAACUAUUAGGAUACACCUGCACACCCAAAGUCACGGGUGGGAGGCUGUACGAGCAGAACUUCGCUUUUGGGGUGCCUAGCGCCUGCCGUUGUGGACAGCGCAAGAUGUGCGUUCGGGAACAUUUAGCGAGAACUAGCAAAAAUUGACUGCGUUCGGCGGGAGCAGAGCCAGUCAACCGCGGCGACGUAUGCAUAAGUCCCUCGUGAUUCAUCAUUAAUAUGGAGUACCCACAUCAUGCACAUCAUGCACGUACCAAGUUCAGGUGCCGGCACACGCGAGUUUGAGAGCGACAACAUGAGUCUACCCGCAGUACACAUUCAGCCGAGAUUCGCCCAGGAAUCUGCGAGGAGUCUCCGAGACAGAACGGCAGACGUCAAUAAUUGCUGGUCGGGAAACACAAAACGACAACAAGAAACCUACCCCCCCCCCCCCUCCUCCCCCUUCCCAAGCCUGAAACAAGAAAAGACAGCACAUCACGGACAAGUCCCGCCGUCUGAACACGGCGGCGAAAUGGGAGUAACAAGAAACACACAAGAAUGUUUGUCCAUCUACGUAUGCACGAGUAACAAAGAGGGCGCAUUGUGGCAGCGUUUGGGCCAUGCAUGCUACAGCCCAAAAGAGCGUUGUUCCUGAUUCGCGAGCUGCCGUUUUACAUACACACAAUAUCACACAUGCAGCUCUAUACAGGCUACAGAAACCGCAGCAGGUCAGCAGGUUUUACGCACACCGCACUUAAAAACAUUCACGCCCCACGCAAGAAACCCAAAAAAAUCGAUCGCAAAAAUAGACGGGACUCGCCGUCUCGUGAUGCCGCCAACUGCGAGACGUUGGCAACCUCACAAAAGUUUCACCUCCCGCUGAUAAUCACACAUUACAUGCAGAGCAGGCUGUUAGGGGGACGCCGUCUGGCCUAUCGCGUUAAUCGAGCCAUCCCUUGUUACUUGUCGGCUCCCCCACAACGUGAAAUCUUCGCCCUUCUACGAUGAUGCACAGCUGCUGCGACCCGGUCCUAGUUUGUGGCACUGUUUGCGGGGAAAAUAUUAACAAUUUGCGCACCCCCCUCCCCCACGCUCUUUCCCAACAAGCACAUACGGUACCCUUUUGGUAUACCUCACGCAAAACCCACAUCAAAACUCCGACAGUCGAUUCCGGAACAAGAAAAGCACGAAAAUAGAGCCCACAUGUGUUUUUUUUUUUCAUUUUUGCCGUUCAAAUCAGCAUGCAUGCUCAAACGUACACCCCCCCUCCGAACCACUAAGGGGCAUCGCCUACCCGCUACGCAAUUUUUCGUUAUGUGUCUAUGUCUCACAGAAUUUGUUGGUGUGCCUGUGCUUUUACGCACGACCACCGAACAACAAAGACAUGCUGAUUUUUCUUUCACAACAUCAAACCUUCAAACGACACCUAAAUUCACAAAAAAAAAGGCUAUUUAGAGGUACACCAAUAUAUAUUGGGAUGAUUGCGGCACGUGUUCAAGCGCACCAAGAAACGGUCAAAGUGAAAGAGACCGAAGGGACAAUAAAAACAAGCAAGCCGCGUUCACCGCAUCUAUCACGCAUAUGAAACUAAAACCCACGUCUAGCGGCCCACGCCCAUGGACAACAACAGCUCUCCAACAGACAGCAGCUUUCAAGACCAUCGAAAACACGCAAAAUCGCCCUUCGGAGACAUCAUCCAUGUAAAAACUCGAAAUGCAUGUCACGCGGGCAAACCUAUCGCACGCAUCCCGUUGAAAGCGGAGGGCAAGAGGCACGGGGGGGAGCAUAGCGGGGGAAACUUGUUUCUACGGCGGUCUUCCCUACCUUACGCCACAUCAACCGCUGUCAACCAUCGUACGCGGGGAGCUGCGCUAAAUAAAGAGUAAACUACAUCACACA
Messenger RNA from Ectocarpus siliculosus, 5480 nucleotides. Lineage: Eukaryota; Phaeophyceae; Ectocarpales; Ectocarpaceae. The record is from the annotation of a GenBank genome assembly.